Molecule: messenger RNA, 879 nt
Organism: Ambispora leptoticha
Lineage: Eukaryota; Fungi; Glomeromycota; Glomeromycetes; Archaeosporales; Ambisporaceae
Source: the annotation of a GenBank genome assembly
AUGAUAAGUGUACUUUGCAUUUCCAAUUCAGUGAUAAAGACAAAAAGAAAGUCAAGAAUAACACAUGAUGCAGAGGGGGCUACAGUUUCGAUAGAAAAAAUAACAAGAAAAAGGACUUACGCGAAUUUAGCCCAAUUUGCCCGAGCAACAAAAUCUAUCAAAACUAUAAAAAUUGUUAAUAAAGAGUACGAUAACGGUCUUCCUACGUUAUCUUACAAAAAUGACGGGAAAUACAAGAUAGAGUAUGUUCGAGAUAUGGGUAAGGCAGACGAGUUAAUAUCAACGAAUGGAUCGAAGUUAUUUGGAUUUGAUAUGGAAUGGCGCGUAUUUCCCGUGCCACCAUCUCGUGUCGCAUUAUUGCAACUUUGUGAUGCGUCCACAAUAUUCUUAUUUCAUCUAUCAGUGAUGGGAAUUUUUCCUCGGCGUCUUCGAGAAUUAAUGGAAAAUUCAAGCAUACUCAAAGUUGGACCAAAUAUACGCGCAGAUGGCAGGAAACUUUUUCGAGAUUAUAAGGUAAACUGCAAGAGUUUGGUGGAGUUGGGACCAUUGGGCAGACAAGUAAAGAAGGAUGGUUUCAUCAAUCAACGAAAAGUGCAGUCAUUGAGGACAUUAGUAGAAGUUUUGUUAGACCAUCAAAUAGUCAAAAACAAAAAAAUUCAGAAAAGCAAUUGGGAUUAUUGGCGACUUAGUAAUGAACAGAUCGAUUAUGCGGCUAAUGACGCUUAUGCGACAUAUCUUUUAGCAGAGAGAAUUAUCGCGUUACAAAGUGAACAAAUCGCGUUAGAUCCGUCGAUCAGUUACGAGAUUGAUCUAUGUGAUAUUUAUGAAGAGAUGACAGUAAUCCGAACGAUCACAGAGAAUUUGACUGGAUAUUUGUGA